AAUGGUAAACAGCCUGGGACGAGGAAGCGUGGGGGCUUUCUCACCGCCCAACCACUAUCAUCACCGCCCACCCCGACGUCAACUCCUCUUCUGCCUAGGACAACCUGUUAUCCAGAGAACUGCCUUUCUCGUUCACUUCUUUGGGUCGAAGGGUCCUCACAACGGGCUAAUUUCAAUUUCUCCUCAACCAGCCCUCGACUGUAUUAUCCUCCGUGACGAUCGGAUCCUCGUGACCACGACAAACACCCCUCAUCAUGAGUCAAUCUCUCCGGCCCUACCUCCAGGCUGUUCGGUCCUCUCUGACCGCGGCUCUUACGAUCUCCAACUUCGCUUCUCAGACAUCCGAGCGGCACAACUGCCCAGAGAUCGAGGCAAAUUCUUCACCCGAGAUCCUACUGAACCCGCUGCACAUCAGCAGGAAUGAAAAUGAAAAGGUGAAAAUUGAGCCAAGCUACAAUUCUGUACGCAUAAGUAUCAGAAUCAAGCAGGCAGAUGAGAUUGAGCACAUUCUUGUCCACAAGUUCACUCGGUUCCUCACCCAGCGAGCGGAAUCUUUCUUCAUUUUGCGCCGGAAGCCAGUGGAGGGAUAUGAUAUCAGUUUCCUCAUUACGAACUUCCACACGGAAAAGAUGCUUACCCACAAGCUAAUCGAUUUCGUGAUCGAAUUCAUGGAAGAGGUGGACAAGGAGAUUUCGGAGAUGAAGCUCUUCUUGAAUGCCCGUGCUCGAUUUGUUGCUGAGUCUUUCCUCACACCGUUCGAUUAAAUUGCCCAGCGUUUUCUUGUUGAUUCCGAAUAAUGAAUGGCCCUAUGUUUCCCACUUUCUACUCCUGUACAGAUAGCAUAGGCUUGCAUUGAUUAAGAGAGAACCUUAUACCGAUGUCCGUCGAUCGAUGUUUUC
Penicillium samsonianum is the source of this 899-nucleotide messenger RNA. Its product is annotated as actin-related protein 2/3 complex subunit 4 family protein. Gene Ontology annotation, molecular function: actin filament binding. NCBI's taxonomy places the organism in Eukaryota, Fungi, Ascomycota, Eurotiomycetes, Eurotiales, Aspergillaceae. Gene Ontology annotation, biological process: Arp2/3 complex-mediated actin nucleation; actin filament polymerization. The transcript has 7 exons. The record is from RefSeq and is a predicted model, not a curated record. Bases 255 to 764 code for a protein of 169 amino acids. Gene Ontology annotation, cellular component: Arp2/3 protein complex; actin cytoskeleton.